Molecule: messenger RNA, 2355 nt
Organism: Caretta caretta (loggerhead turtle)
Lineage: Eukaryota; Metazoa; Chordata; Testudines; Cheloniidae
Gene: LGI1
Product: leucine rich glioma inactivated 1
Molecular function (GO): protein binding
Source: RefSeq, a predicted model, not a curated record
UCUUCUAAAAAUGAUCAAAUCAGGCAACCAAAUACAUUUCUAAAUUGGACUUUAUUGAAUACGGUUUAUUUUGAACAUUCAGGGAUGCAUCAUAUUUAGCAGACAUGUGAGACAGCUGGUUGGAUUUUCCCCAUCUUACAGCACCUCGCAGGUCCCUUCUCUGAGCAGUACGUUGCCUGAGUGAGUAGAAACACAGAGAUCAGCUGCAGGUUUUUAUCUUCAAUAACAGAUACAGAGGGAAAGGGAAAAGGGUUGGAAAAGGAGAGACAAAUAUUGACUUGGCCUUAUAGAAAGACAUCCAGUGACUGAAUAAAGAAGCCCUGUUCAUGUUUUGGGAUAUUCUUUCAACUGGCUGGAACCAGAGUCGAUCAAAAGAAUGGGAAAUGCCAGCAGACCCUUUAGAAGAAUUGCUUAUUUCCUAUGCCUUUUUUGUAUGCUUUUGCUGACUGAAGGGAAGAAAUCAGUGAAGCCAAAAUGUCCUGCCUGGUGUACUUGUACCAAAGAUAAUGCUUUAUGUGAAAAUGCCAGAUCUAUUCCAACCAGCGUUCCGCCUGAUGUUAUCUCACUAUCCUUUGUGAGAUCUGCUUUUACUAAAAUCCCAGAAGGGAGUUUUUUGCUCACACCGUCUCUGCAGCUUCUGUUAUUUACAUCAAACUCUUUUGAUGUUAUUAGCGAUGAUGCUUUCAUGGGCCUUCCUCAUCUAGAAUAUUUGUUCAUAGAGAACAACAGCAUUAAGUCAAUUUCAAGAAAUACUUUUCGAGGACUGAAAUCUUUAAUUCACCUGAGCCUUGCAAACAAUAAUCUCCAAACACUUCCAAAAGACAUAUUCAAAGGGCUGGAUUCUUUAACAAACGUGGAUCUUAGAGGGAACACAUUUAAUUGUGACUGCAAACUGAAAUGGUUAGUGGAAUGGCUGGGCAGCACCAAUGCAACAGUUGAAGACAUUUAUUGCGAAAGUCCACCAGAAUAUAAGAAACGUAAAAUCAAUAGCCUAUCACCAAAGGAAUUUGAUUGUAUUAUUACAGAAUUUGCUGUUUAUGAAUCCCUGCCAUAUCAGUCUCUGUCAGUAGAUACUUUCUCCUACAUGAAUGAUGAGCAUGUGGUUAUUGCCCAACCUUUUACUGGAAAAUGCAUCUUUCUUGAAUGGGACCAUGUAGAAGGGUCUUUCAGGAAUUAUGACAACAUUACAGGUACUUCAACUGUUGUGUGUAAGCCCAUAAUUAUUGAGACUCAGCUGUAUGUCAUUGUUGCCCAGCUCUUUGGAGGCUCCCAUAUUUACAAAAGAGAUAUUUUUGCUAAUAAGUUUAUAAAAAUUCAAGAUAUCGAAAUUCUUAAAAUCCGAAAACCCAAUGACAUUGAAACUUUCAGGAUAGCAGAAGACUGGUAUUUUGUUGUUGCAGACAGUUCAAAAGCUGGCUUUACCACGGUUUACAAAUGGAAUGGAAACGGAUUUUACUCCCAUCAGUCUCUGCAUGCGUGGUACAGAGAUACUGAUGUGGAGUAUCUUGAAAUAGCAGGCAAACCUCAUUUAAUUCUGUCUAGUAGUUCCCAAAGACCUGUAAUAUACCAAUGGAACAAAGGAACAACUGAAUUUGUUAAGCGUCUCGAUAUCCAAGAUAUGGAGGAUGUGUAUGCAGUGAAACACUUCAGAGUGAAAGAGGAUGUGUACAUUUGUUUAACAAGAUUUAUUGGUGAUUCCAAAGUAAUGAAAUGGGGAGGUUCAGCAUUUCUGGAUUUACAAAGAAUGCCAUCCCGAGGGUCAAUGGUAUUCCAGCCUCUUCAGAUAAACAGUUAUCAAUAUGCCAUUCUUGGAAGUGAUUAUUCUUUUACUCAAGUCUAUUAUUGGGAUACUGAAAAAGCAAAAUUUGUGAAGUUUCAAGAAUUAAACAUACAGGCACCAAGAUCUUUCACACACGUUUCCAUUGAUAAACGCAAUUUUCUCUUUGCUUCAAGUUUUAAGGGAACUACAUUAAUUUAUAAACAUGUCAUAGUUGACUUAAGUGCAUGACACUCAUAAUUCUGAGAUUACAUCAGACUUUCUACCGUAAGUGGACAAAAUGAACUAAAUGCAUGAUGACUCUUAUCCUACUUCCAGAUGAAUGCCUUUAAAAGUUGAGAUUGCUAGAACAAAGUAUUACUAGUAUCUUCAUCUUUAAUUGUCAAGUCUAGUGGUGUUGGAAGUUGCAUUUUUUAACAAAAAGAAAUUAAAUUGUUAACUGUUCUUUGCAUCCACAAUAUGUAAAUAUGCGUGCAACUGCAUCUGUUGCUAAAAGUAUUAAGAUGUACUUUCCCAUUUAUUUAUUCACCUGUUUGACAACAACUGCCAAAUAAAAUGUUUACAUUUUCUGUCUUUCA